Myxocyprinus asiaticus (Chinese sucker) is the source of this 2116-nucleotide messenger RNA. Its product is annotated as probable aminopeptidase NPEPL1. The record is from RefSeq and is a predicted model, not a curated record. The transcript has 12 exons. Gene Ontology annotation, cellular component: cytoplasm. Gene Ontology annotation, molecular function: metalloaminopeptidase activity; manganese ion binding. The coding region runs from base 1 to 1614 and encodes 537 amino acids. NCBI's taxonomy places the organism in Eukaryota, Metazoa, Chordata, Actinopteri, Cypriniformes, Catostomidae. Gene Ontology annotation, biological process: proteolysis.
AUGUGCCCUGUAAAACACGUCUCAUUCGGGCGGAAGAUGGCGAACGUACUGCUCGAGUUCAAGGCAUCUGCCAGGGACUCAGAGCCGCAGAACCAACCGAUCCUCAUCGUCGGCCAGCUCGCCAAUCUCCAACAAGUCAGCUGGACCCAGCUGAAAGGAAAGCUGCAGCCGGUGGUGUCUAAAGAGAUAUGGCAAGCAGCUUUGGGUUCUCUGAAACCAAACCCCACUGACAGCUGCCCACUCUAUUUGAAUCAUGCAGCAGUGGCAGCCCUUCCUUCACGAGUCAGCCGGCACAACAGCCCGUCAUCUGCCCACUUCCUCACCCGCCUGGUCCGAACAUGCCUGCCCCCUGGCAACAACCGCUGCAUCGUGAUGGUGUGUGAGCAGUCAGAUGUGUUUGCGUCGGCGUGUGCCAUCGCUCGAGCUUUUCCGCUGUUCACCCGCCGCUCUGCGUCCUCACGCAGGACGGAGAAGAAACAUGUCACUGUGGAGUUUAUCACCAUGGGUCAGGACAAUGGCCCGCUGGAGGUCUCCGCACUGGAGUGUCUCACCAAUGCAGCUGACGGAGUUCGUCUGGCAGCUCGAAUCGUAGACACUCCAUGCAGCGAGAUGAAUACUGAUGACUUCUUGGAGGAAAUCAAGGCUGUGGGGAAUGAACUAGGCAUCACUCCAACUAUAAUUAGAGGAGAGGAACUGAAGCAAAAAGGCUUUGGGGGUAUCUAUGGAGUUGGUAAAGCAGCCCAGCACCCCCCUGCCUUGGCUGUGCUUAGCCACACCCCCUCAGGUGCCACACAGACCAUUGCCUGGGUGGGCAAGGGCAUCGUUUAUGACACAGGUGGUCUCAGCAUCAAGGGCAAAACCACAAUGCCAGGAAUGAAGAGAGACUGUGGUGGAGCUGCUGCUGUUUUAGGAGCUUUUAAAGCUACUGUUAAACAGGGCUUUAAAGACAAUCUUCAUGCAGUCUUUUGCCUGGCAGAGAAUGCAGUGGGACCUAUAGCCACUCGGCCUGACGACAUACACACUCUGUACUCUGGAAAGACAGUAGAGAUAAACAACACAGAUGCUGAAGGGAGGCUGGUGCUCUCUGAUGGUAUUGUUUAUGCAAGCAAAGAUCUGUCUGCAGAUAUCAUACUGGACAUGGCGACGCUGACUGGAGCUCAGGGAAUCUCCACAGGGAAAUACCAUGCAGCUGUGAUGACGAACAAUGAGCAGUGGGAGGCAGCGUGUGUGAGAGCGGGGCGCAGCAGUGGAGACCUGGCACAUCCUCUGGUCUACUGCCCUGAACUUCACUUCAGUGAAUUCACCUCAGCUGUGGCCGACAUGAAGAACUCUGUGGCGGACCGUGAGAAUGCGCAAAGCUCUUGUGCUGGCCUUUUCAUUGGAUCUCAUCUGGGUUUUGAUUGGCCAGGCAUUUGGGUACAUGUGGACAUCGCUUCACCUGUGCAUUCUGGGGAGCGAGCCACAGGUUUUGGUGUAGCCAUGCUCUUGGCUCUGUUCGGCCAGGCGUCCGAGGACCCCAUGCUAAACUCUGUCUCGCCGCUGAGUGUCGCCACAGCCAAACUCGCCUCUGUGGACCAGAUGGAGAGGGAUUGCAAGAGAAGGAGACUCAUCUAAGAUGAAUUCAAACUGUUCUUAAUCUUACCCAAACUUAUGUGAAAACAUUAAAUAUCAGUUACGCCAUGUACGCACGUUCCCCACCACCAAAGUUAAAUCUCUUAGACACACACAGACUCCACCCUAUCACACACUGGCCACUGCAGAUAAUUUUCUUAAAGUCUUCAGAAUAUGCAGAGUUAUUAAUUCUUAAAUAAAAGUGCUAUGUUAUCUAAAUGUUUUGUAAUGUUCAUGUGAAUCUCUUUCAGUUUGUGAUUUUUAAAGUUGCCAUGGGAAAGGUUUAGCAAAUACUGGAUUAGGGUGGUUUGUUUUCAAUCAGAAUAUGUUUAAAAUGCAAUCAUUUGAUUUUCAUUCUGAAUGUAAAUGACGAAGCGAUCACCCAUGCAAGUGGUUUUUUUCAACACUUAAUGUGCACUGACAGCUACUUUUAAUGCCAAUUUUGUAAGUGUGUUAAAUGGAGGAUACGGAAUGUGAAUGGAAAAAUCUUGAUCUUUUCUGAGUA